Synchiropus splendidus (mandarinfish) is the source of this 1576-nucleotide messenger RNA. RefSeq names its product persulfide dioxygenase ETHE1, mitochondrial-like. The record is from RefSeq and is a predicted model, not a curated record. Gene Ontology annotation, biological process: hydrogen sulfide metabolic process; glutathione metabolic process. The transcript is spliced from 7 exons. Lineage: Eukaryota; Metazoa; Chordata; Actinopteri; Syngnathiformes; Callionymidae. Bases 23 to 1009 code for a protein of 328 amino acids. Gene Ontology annotation, molecular function: sulfur dioxygenase activity.
UCUGUCACGUACUUUGGGUGUAAUGUGUAACAGACAGAGGUUAUCUUGGCAACUUUGCGGGAAGUUGCUGGCAUUACUAUCGUGGACAUUCAGCAGUGCAGCAGCACAGCACCACACUAAGGCCACUAUGUGUUCGAGGAUAUCAUCCAUCAAACCAGCGCAUCGAUGUUUGACUCAGCUGCUUCGCCUUAGGAGCCACACCGAGGGCUCGAGAGCGACUGUAGCCGCUGCAUGGGGAGCCUACCUCGGCUUGAGGACUCAGCGAACACCGCUCUCAGCUGUCACCAGGCCUUACUGCACCAGAAUGUCAACAAACGACAAACUUCUCUUUAGACAGCUUUUUGAAAAAGAGAGCAGCACCUACACCUACCUGCUGGCUGACACCGACACCAAGGAGGCAGUUCUGAUCGACCCAGUCCUGGAAACACUCACCAGAGACCUGAAAAUUAUCAGUGAACUCGGGCUUCAUCUGAAAGUCGCAGUGAACACCCACUGCCAUGCAGACCACAUCACCAGCACUGGGCUAAUGAAGAAACAUCUGUCUGGGUUGAAAAGUGCCAUCUCCAAAUUCAGUGGUGCCAGUGCAGACAUUUUACUUUCAGAGGGAGACAAGAUCGCCUUUGGCAAACAUCACUUGUCAGUGCGGGAAACACCAGGACACACAGAUGGUUGUCUGACGUUUGUACUGGGGGAUAAGAGCAUGGCAUUCACCGGAGAUGCCUUGCUCAUCAGGGGCUGCGGCAGGACGGACUUUCAACAAGGCUGCCCUGAAAGACUUUUCAACUCCGUUCAUCAGAAAAUCUUCUCACUGCCUGAGCAGUGCCUUCUCUACCCUGCACAUGACUACCAAGGUCAAACGGUGUCUACUGUUGGUGAGGAGCGCAAGUUCAACCCACGCUUGACCAAGAGCCUCAAGGAGUUUGUCGACAUCAUGAAUAAUCUAAAUCUUCCGAAGCCGGCAAAGAUUGAUAUCGCUGUGCCUGCUAAUCUGGUCUGUGGACUACAUUAAGAGUAUGGUGGUGUGUGAGCGGUGUCUUAAAAAUCCACUUUUAAUUCUGCACCAAAGAAACGCACUUUACUGCGCGAUUUAUUUUCCGUCUUUCCUUUCACAUUUUAAUGUAUUUCUCAAAAGGUUCCCUGGUUUCUGCCUUUUGAUUGAAAGCUACUGACAAAAUCGUGUUGUUUAUCUAUGCUGCCGUUUGUUCUAAACGGGAACUUUACUUAAAGAAUCGUUCCGAUAACAAAGUUUCAUUCAGGUUGUGGUUUAGUAUGCAGGACGGCUUUGCUUCGGACAAUUGAGUUCAUCCACUCGGUCUUUCCAGUGGUUCCGGACUCCUUCAGCCAAGGUCUUGCACAUACACUCUCAAAGAGGACUCAGCUUGUGUGUGAAGAUCACCUUUUAUAUUCGCAUCUAGAAUCAGUCAAAGCUGUGCUUGAAUGUCAGUGACAUUAAAUCCAUCAACCCAUCAUCGCUCAUCGUGUAUUCCUUCAGACGGGUUAUAAACAAGGGUGUGUCAUUUGCACAAUAAUACAUGAUGAAAAGCACCACAGUGUCUGUCUACUGUUCAACUGCUCA